AUGGUAUUUGAUGGAGACACUCCGGAAAGUCCAAGACAAGAACAGAGAAAUCAAGGUCGCAAUCCAAAUGACCGCAGAGUCGAGAAACAAACUAUAAAUAGGCGGAGUUCCGAGGACCCAAGGCAUAGGGAUCAAGAACAUAAAGACCUAAGUGAUAGGGAGAGGCACAGUGACAGAAGUAGAGGGUACAAAGAGGAUUCAAGUCGAGACAGUAAAGCAAAUCGAUCCGGUGGAAGUAGAAGCGGCCAAGAUUAUCUUGAAGAGCAAAGGGAUAAAGAAAGGCAUAAGGACAGAGAAAGAGGCACAGAUGAUAGGAGAGAUCAGCGUGAAAGCAGAAAGAGAUAUGCUGAUGAUGGUACCUAUGCAGAGAGGAGGGGUGAUGGAGAUUACAGAAAGAGUGCAGAUAGCGAUAGAGAUGCAUAUAAGGAGAGGCGAAGACAUGUAGAUAAUAAGAAUCAGCGGGAGAGUGGAAAGAGAUAUGCACAUGAUUAUGCGGAGAGGAGGGGUGAUGAAAAUUACAGAAAAAGGAGUGCAGAUAAUGAUAGACUUGCAGAAAGGGGUAGUGACCGAGAGUACCGAAAGAGAAGUGCGGCUGAUGAUAGCCUUUCAGAAAAGAGGGACAGUGGAGAGUAUAAAAAGGGAAGUGCAGAGAGGAGGGAUGAUAUAGAAUAUAGAAAGAGAUAUGCGGAUGAUGACAGACGCAACAAGAGAGAUGAACCAGUGCACAAGAGAAGAAGUGCAGAUAUUGAUGCCUAUAAAGGUAAAAGGGAAGAUAGAAGAUAG
Molecule: messenger RNA, 783 nt
Organism: Prunus armeniaca (apricot)
Lineage: Eukaryota; Viridiplantae; Streptophyta; Magnoliopsida; Rosales; Rosaceae
Source: the annotation of a GenBank genome assembly